UCAUAUCGGUGUCUCUACCUUCAUCUCCGGCAGUUCUGUGCUGUGAAACACUUUGAUUUUCGUCGGGUUUUAUUUCUGGAAGUACGACAUGGACACAGUUUCAUGCGCAUAAACGAGCGUUUCUCAGUUUUAGUGCCUAAAUUUGAAAACAAAAACAAAACCGCUGUGUUGCGGCUCGUCCGGCUGAAGUGGCAAUAAUGAUGGAGUACUGGAGGCAAUGCGCUCUGUGGUUAAUAAACUGCAAGGUGCUUCCAGCGAACCACCGGGUGACAUGGGAGUCUGCACAGGUAUUCGACUUGGCCCAAACCCUUCGGGAUGGAGUCCUCCUGUGCCACCUGCUCAACAACCUGAGACCUCAGUCAAUCAACCUGAAGGAGAUCAACCUCCGACCGCAAAUGUCACAGUUCCUGUGCCUGAAGAAUAUCAGGACUUUCCUGGCAGCAUGCAGCGACACAUUUGGCAUGAAGAAAAGUGAACUUUUUGAGGCUUUUGACCUGUUUGAUGUCAGGGACUUUGGAAAGGUUAUGGACACGUUAUCUAAGCUUUCACACACAGUGGUUGCUCAACAAACUGGAAUCAGGCCAUUUCCAACAGAGGAAAGUGUGGAAGAUGACAAUAUCUACAACCACUUGGAGGACCUCAUAGACGAGAACGAAUUGGAGGAUGAGGAAGAUCUGUACGACUGUGUGUACGAUGAUGAAGAUGGCGGGGAGAUUUACGAGGAUCUGAUGAAGACAGAAGCCAUCCCUGUUCUGCCCUUCCAGAAGCAGGCUGAAACUGACAUCAGGAGUUGCUGUUUAACAGAGGUCAAACAGACCGAAGAGAAAUACACAGAGACGCUGGAGUCAAUAGAGAAGCACUUUAUGGCGCCCCUUCACACCUUUUUAUCUGUGGUGGAGAUGGAAAAGGUGUUCGUCAAUAUUCCAGACUUGGUGAAAGUUCAUCGAUGUUUGCUGCUGGAAGUUAAAGACUCAGUCCAACACAGAAGUGCUCAGAAUCUUUACCAGAUCUUCAUCAGUUUCAAAGAGAGGCUGUUGAUUUAUGGGAAAUACUGCAGCCAUGUGGAGACAGCCAUUGCCACGCUGGAUGACAUCUGCAAAGACAGAGAAGACGUUCGCAUGAAGCUGGAGGAGUGCUCAAAGAGAGCUAACUAUGGCAAGUUCACACUGAGGGAUCUACUUGUGGUUCCUAUGCAGCGAGUCUUGAAGUACCACCUCCUGCUGCAGGAACUGGUCAAACACACUAAGGAUGCCACAGACAAAAGCAACCUGAGGACAGCACUGGAUGCUAUGAAGGACUUGGCUCAGUAUGUUAAUGAGGUCAAGAGAGACAAUGAGACAUUACGAGAAAUAGAUCAAUAUCAGAAGUCUAUUGAAAAUCUGAAUCAACCUCUGAGUAACUAUGGAAGACCGAAGGGCGAUGGUGAGGUACGCAUGGCCUCAGUGGACAAACGAGCUAAACAGGACAGGCACAUCUUCCUGUUUGACGCAGCAGUUAUUGUGUGUAAACGGCGAGGAGACAACUAUGAGAUGAAAGAAGUGAUUGACCUACACCUGUUCAAGAUCACCAACAACCCCACAUCGGACAAAGAGAACAAAAAGUGGUCCUACGGAUUCUACCUCACUCACAAUCAGGGCCAAAGCGGCUUUGAAUUCUUCUUCAAGACCAAAGAGCUGAAAAAGAAGUGGCUGGAGCAGUUUGGCAUGGCCAUAUCCAACAUUCAUCCUGAGAACUCCACGAACAACUUUCACGAGUUUCGGAUGAACACAUUUGAAAGGAUAACGUCCUGCAACUCCUGCCACAUGCUCCUGAGAGGAAUUUUUAACCAGGGCUACCUGUGCUCCAAGUGCGGCCUCGGAGCCCAUAAAGAAUGCUUGGGACGCUUUGGCUGCUGCGGAAAAACAGAUCCCAGCACCGUCAGAACUCAGGACAAAGCACGAGAUCCAGGUCUACCUAAGAUGCUGGUCAUCAGGAACUACUAUGGUGCACCAAACCCCACAUCCGGUCCAGCUCUCAGCAUCCAACCUGGAGACAUCAUUGAAUUAAUCUGUGCAGACAUUCACAGCCCCUGGUGGCAGGGCAGAAUCCUGUCGACGAAAGAGGUUGGCUUCUUUCCAAGCGAUGCCGUGAAGCCUUGCCCAUGUGUACCCAAGCCUGUUGAUUACUCAUCUCAACCUUGGUUUGCCGGUCCCAUGGAAAGGCUUCAAGCGGAGGCAGAACUCCUCAACAGGGUCAACAGCACCUACCUGGUCCGUCACCGCAGCAGAGAGUACACCGAGUAUGCCAUCAGCAUCAAGUACAACAACGACGUGAAGCACAUAAAGAUCCUGACCAAGGAGGGCUGCUUCUACAUCGCAGAGAACAAGAAGUUCAGGAGCAUAUUAGAGCUGAUUGAGUACUACAAACAUCAUUCACUGAGAGAAGGUUUUAGGAGUCUGGACACCACCUUACAGUUUCCUUAUCGAGAACCAGAGAAUGCUGCUGUGCACCGCCUGAACCGCUCAGGUGGCAACACUCCAUUGCUCUGCGGCCUCUCUUUUGUAACUCCUGCAGGCUACAGCUUUGUACCUCCUUCCUCUACUCCCUUCUGGUCAGUGUUUACUCCCAAAGUGAUUGGUGUGGCGAUAGCGCGAUACGACUUUAGUUCCCGUGACACCCGUGAACUCUCGCUACAGGAAGGCGACGUGGUUAAAAUCUACACGAAGUCAGGCGCCAACGGCUGGUGGAGGGGCGAGGUCAACGGCAGAGUUGGCUGGUUUCCAUCUACAUAUGUGGAGGAGGGUGAGGAGUGAAAUGUGCAACACGGGACUGUAACUAAGAAUUACUGUAGAGCUGUGAGCAAACCUAGAACAUCACAGGAUCAUCACUGAGCUUCUGCACCGCCGCUUGCUCUCCUGAUUUCUGCAGAGUGAAGUGGUUGGCUCACGUCACGCUGCCUGCUGCCACCCUUCUAGCCUUUGGGAGAGAAAGAGCUACAGUAGACUGCAGAUGCAAAGAUGCUCCAUCAUGGCUAAACAAAUCAAAUGACCGGCAGCUUGCCUGUCAGCGGGGUACAAGCCGCCGCCAGACACCACCUAACUUUAUAUGGCCAACCUUAAUUCAGCCUCAUCUCUCUGUAACGUUGUGCCCAGAACUCCCACAAGUCAACCAUCACCAGUCGAGUCAAAAGUAGAAAGUCAACUAUCAUCCUCCCAUUUACAUGUCUAUCCAUCCAAGCAUCCAUCCUUCUCUGACACAAGAUCUCCAGGUGAUCGGACCUGGAAAGCGUCAGUACAAAGGUUUUUUCUUUGAACUUUCUUGACCUUGCCUUUGUGUUCACUCUGUUAAUGGAGGAGGUUAUUGAUGAUUUACACACACACAUACACACACACACACACACACCACCCACUUCUCCCUUUCAGAUUACGAUCGCCACACACUCACACAGGAGAUGUAAGCGAGGGAUGGCAUCAGAUAGAAUCGCAGCACAGUGCCAGCAAUUGAUCGCUGUUGUUCUUAUUUUCCUUCCACCUUCCACAUUCUUUAUCUGCAGUCCGACCUCAUGUUUUUUUUGUUGUCUCAGCCACGAGCAGUGCUCUGCUGUUAUCUGUGAUGACUCUCUCGACAGGAGCCCAUUCACACAGGGUUUAUCUUAGUGGAGGAAUUACCGGCUUGUCUGGGGACAAACUGCUCCAACCAGGACCCCCCUGCCCCCGUUAAAAUGUUAAAAAAAGAAAACACGUCUGUCUCAUUUUACCUGCUUUCUCACUCUCACUCUGCAUUUUUGCUAAAUCUGAGAUUAUAAUCAAAUAGUGGAAUGACUGAUUGCAGGGAUUCUGACUGCCUCCCAUAGACUGUAAGUAACUGGACGAACACCCUCGUUAUGUCACCCAUAGGGUUUUCUGAAGGGCGACUUUGAAGCUCAAAUGAGGCAGCUGUAAUUGUCAACAUUUUGGCAAUGACUGACUCCGCCUAAUUCUCGGCCAACCCAUAAAUGUGUUUUGGUGGAGGGUGGGCAAGAGCUGAGUGGGAUGAAUGGACCCCCCCCCACCACCAUGCCGUACUUACCAAUAAGCUAAAGUUGACUGGCUUGGUUCAGGUGUUUGGGCAAUGGGCCAGCAGUUUGUUUUUUUUUGAUGCAGGGAAACAAAAAAUAUGACCAGUAUCUUGCCUCAAAACCAUAAAGUAACAGUGAAAAUAAUGUCAAAAGCCCUCAGUAGUAAUUUCUGCUCACGGUGCUAACAUAUGUGCAAUUUAAUUAAUAUGAAACAGAAAUACUGGUGCACAGACUUAAAUGGUCUGUUAGUACAGUUAAAAUUGAUUUUCCCCAAGAGAAUGCAGUAAUAUUUGAAACUGGGGGUAAUUUGCCUUGGCAAAAAAAAA
Thalassophryne amazonica is the source of this 4362-nucleotide messenger RNA. RefSeq names its product guanine nucleotide exchange factor VAV3-like. The record is from RefSeq and is a predicted model, not a curated record. The transcript has 28 exons. Gene Ontology annotation, cellular component: plasma membrane; cytoplasm. Gene Ontology annotation, biological process: cell migration; intracellular signal transduction; regulation of GTPase activity. NCBI's taxonomy places the organism in Eukaryota, Metazoa, Chordata, Actinopteri, Batrachoidiformes, Batrachoididae. Bases 198 to 2792 code for a protein of 864 amino acids. Gene Ontology annotation, molecular function: guanyl-nucleotide exchange factor activity; protein binding.